AUGCCUCGGCUUCCAGAGUCAUUUGAGACAAUGGGAAAAGCAGAUCAGCAAAAGGCGUUAGAGCAAUACCACAAAAGAGAGCUUCAUUACUACUACUUUAUUGCUACAUAUAAGCAUAAUAAACCUCACUACGAUGCCAUGAAACCAGAAGCAACAAUGCCCAAACAAAAGCUGGUAGAAUACGCGAGCGCACCGUGGGAGAGCGAUAAUAUUUCUCUCAAAGCAGAACUUAUUCGAGCUAUUCAGAACUGGUCAGUACUUGCUGCAAACAACGCCAAUGGCUCGGUCCCCAAAUGUCCGAUAGACUUUUCAGACGAUGAAGUAGCGGAAUAUCUAAGCUUACAGGAUGAGCAAUAUCUCAUUGAUGUGAAUAUGGAGAAAAUCCGUGAUCGGAUUGGAAUCAGUACAGAUGGAUGGACUGCAAAUGAGAGAUAUGAAGAUGCUCUUGAGGAAAAUGAACAUGUAAAGACGGAGGCAUUGGCAACACUUGAUGAUGAUGCAUCAAAGAAGGAGUUUCUUGAAAACUGGCCGUUGGAUGAUCACGACGAGAGCUGGGAGGUUGAGGGCUCGUGA
Messenger RNA from Glarea lozoyensis ATCC 20868, 573 nucleotides. Its product is annotated as protein kinase subdomain-containing protein. The transcript has a single exon. Gene Ontology annotation, cellular component: mitochondrion. The record is from RefSeq and is a predicted model, not a curated record. Bases 1 to 573 code for a protein of 190 amino acids. NCBI's taxonomy places the organism in Eukaryota, Fungi, Ascomycota, Leotiomycetes, Helotiales, Helotiaceae.